UGCAACUUCAAACACCAAUAACAGAAACGAGUCCGGUCCUUUUUAGUGCCCCAUACGCCAUCAAGCUUAUCCCGAAAAAAGAAAAAAAAACCCAGGGACAUUUCCAACACACAAUAAAAUUCAAAAACACCACCACCACCACCACCGUCCCAAAAACUCUCCACUGGCCGUAGAGGUAUAAACAAAUUCGACGCCCCGUCCUUUUCUGGAUCGAUUCCGAUCUUCGUCGCGCUCACUUUUAACAAGAGGCGGGAAAUUUUCUGGUGCCGCCCCACACCGAACUCCGAGGCCCCCAGAACUGAACCGAGAGGCGGCAAACGUCCGCGAGCCGCCAAAGCGACCGAAACUAUAUUCCGAACGCGAGUGUGCAAAAUUGGGUUUUAAUGUGCGUAACAUGGAAGACGAACAGCAACACUUGUUAGCUGACGAGUACGUCCAAGAAUUUGUUUUGGAUCACUUGGAAAGUAUUACAGUGAAACGCGAAGAUAAACGUCAAAUGAUGAUGGAAAGUAGUUCACCAUCAGCAGGCUGGAUUCAGCCAGAAGAAGAUUCUUCAAGUAGGCGCUGGAAUGAGCGCAGGAAUUUAUCGCCUCCAGAAUCGAUUUAUCCUCAAUCCUGUUUGAUUAAUAUGAUCGAUCCAGAAACACCGCCGCACACUUCUCCAAGCCAAUCUCCAAUCUAUAGACCACCUUUGGAAGAUGAUCAACCAAUCAUGUGGUUGCCUCAUAUGCAAAUGUUACGUCAAGAGCCUCAGCCUUUGGAUUUGAGGCAUUUACAUGCAAUGGGUGGAGAUCCUGAAUGGGAAAGGCGCGGCUAUAUACCUUCUGGCAUGAUCCAAGAAGAACAUCAUCAUAUUUUACACAGGCCAGAAUCAGUUUCAUCAGUUACAAGUGCUUUAUCACCAAGAAUGCACCACACUAAUCGUAAAAGCGCUAGUAGCGGUUAUUUAACAAGUGACAGCUACAAUACAAGCGGUUACUCAACCUGCUCAGAAGAUCUCAGCCUGAGCGACAAAGCCUUAAUGACUCUAUCAGUGCGUGAACUAAACAAACGCCUUCAUGGAUGUCCCAGAGAAGAAAUCAUCAGACUAAAACAAAAAAGACGCACCCUUAAAAACCGCGGUUAUGCCCAAAACUGUAGAUCAAAACGACUACAGCAACGUCAAGAUUUGGAAAUAACAAACAGAAGUUUACAAAAUGAGCUUCACAGGACCAAAUCAGAGGUUGCAAGGUUGACGCACGAGUUGGACAGAUUGAAGUUGCAAAUGCGGAAUCAAAAUCAGCAGGUGCCUCAGGGUCUGAGCUGCGACGGGCAAAAUUCGCCUGAGUUUUACGUCUGACAUCACUUCCAGGGCCGGAGGGUGUAAAACAUUGGCCGGCUCAAUAAUUGGACAACGUCAGUGAAGUGCAAAGUAUUUUUGUGAGUUUUUUAUUUUAAUUUUUAUUUUAACAAUCAAUAAUAUCACUAAUUAUUGUACUAUAAUUAUUAGGACCUUUUAAGCAUAUCCUUCAAUUACCUACUUAUACGAAACUUGUUUUUUUUUUUUGUAUAAAAUAAUUAUUAUUAUUAAUUAUAUUUUAAGAGUAUUUUUAUAUAAUAUUACUAUAUCUUUGAAACAGGGUCGGUUUUUUUUUUGUAUCUUGACGCCUGGCUAAACAAAAAAAUCUUGUUAUGUUUUAUAAAAUUAUAAGAUACGUUGACAAAUUUAUUGUAAAUAAAUUUUUUUAGGAACCAAAAAUCGGAAAUAAAUAAAGACAAAUAAUU
Molecule: messenger RNA, 1764 nt
Organism: Ceutorhynchus assimilis (cabbage seed weevil)
Lineage: Eukaryota; Metazoa; Arthropoda; Insecta; Coleoptera; Curculionidae
Source: the annotation of a GenBank genome assembly